Molecule: messenger RNA, 2955 nt
Organism: Hylaeus volcanicus
Lineage: Eukaryota; Metazoa; Arthropoda; Insecta; Hymenoptera; Colletidae
Product: RNA-binding protein 28-like
Exons: 12
Coding region: 52-2562 (836 amino acids)
Molecular function (GO): RNA binding
Source: RefSeq, a predicted model, not a curated record
UAAGGAAUACGUGAUGUUGAAGAAUUCUACACGUUAUAAAAACUGAGUUAUAUGAAAAAUCUAAAAACUCGUGUUCCAAAGAGAACACAUGAAAAUCGUGUUCUACAAAAGAGGUCAAAAAACGUUCGAUCGAUGUCCUCUAAUGAACGAUUUUUCAAAAAUGGAAAGAAAACUCAUACAGUUAAAUCACCCGAGCCUGCGUCACAUUGUGAAUCUUUUAAAAAAACACCUCCCUUAGAGUCUAAUGCGUCAAGUUUUCAUAUGGUGAUUAUACGAAACAUUCCUUUUAAUGCGGAAAAAACUGAUAUUGAAGAAUUCUUGAGUAGCGUUAUGCAACCAACCAGGGUUAUUGUGAUUAAGGACAAGCAAGGAAAUUCGCGUGGCUUUGCAUUCGCUUAUUUUAAUAAAGGUGAAUAUGCUCAAGCUAUUAUUGAUAACUUCAACAAUUCAAAUUACGAUGGUAGAACCAUUAUAGUCGAAAAGUGCUAUGAUAAGGGUGAAAUUCGGUCGAAUUUACAAUCGCAGAUUUUAAGGAAAGUCACCUUAUGUUCAGAAGAAAGUCAAUUGAAUAAAGAAAGGUGUCUUUCUGUGUCCAUCCAUCCAGUGUUUGAUGUGGAGCCUUUGAUUUUGGGGCGAAUUAUUUCUUGUUUGAUUCCUAAGUCAAUGCAUUUUGUUAAAAUAUUUUCUUCCAAAAAAACCGGACCAUGGUUGUUACAAUUCAAUCAACCAAUUGAGGCGUUAAGCAUUGCUACAAAAUACUCCAGUUUAAAGGUUCCAUGUAGUUAUAUAGACUCAAUAUUACCAUUAAGUAUUAAGAAAAGUCAUUUAAAAAGUAUUGAAUUCAAUUUUUUUUGUUUUGUUAAGAGUAAUAAUAACACAAAACAGCAAGAAUCGUUAGAAAGCAAUUCACUCAUCAUUCGCAACAUUAGUUUUGAUGCGAAUCAGGAAGAUGUGUUUAAUUUAGUAAAGAAAUAUGGUGUAAUACAGAAAUUCCGAUUACCACAGUGUAAAAAUUCAAAACUCAAAAAAAUUCAUACAGGUUACGCUUUUGUUAUUUAUAAAAAUAAUGAAAAUGCUUAUACUGCCAAAAAAGAAUUAAACGAUUUAUUAUUUUAUAAGAGAAAGUUAGAGGUUUCUUUUAGUAUGGAUAAAACAAUGUACGAAAAUUUAAAUCAGGAUUUAAUUUCUCUACCACGACCUAACAUGGGUCGUUUAAAGCUUGAAUUUGGUGGAACAGCAUUAAAAAAAGAAGAAAGUUUUAGUAGCGAUGAUGUUGAUGAUGUUUUGGAAGAAGAGCCAGUAGCUGAAGAUUUUGUAAAAGAAACGCAAGCUGCUAAAAAAGCUGCUUUAUUAGUGGUAGAAAAUAUAGGUGAUAAAACGAUUUCAUUUCAAGCAAAUAAAACCAUUGAACAAUGUGAGAAAAUAAAAGAAAAAUCGGUAAAACUUGCAGUUAAAAAAGAACCCGAGUCUUUAAAACGCGAAACACAUAAAGGUUCAGAAAAAGAGAAUUUUAAAAGCGAUGUUGAAGAAGGCAAAACACUUCAUGUUCGAGGUUUAUCUUUAUUAGUCGGGAAAGACGAACUCGCCCAAUAUUUAAAACCAUUUGGUGAAAUUAUUUAUGUGCGUAUUGUAAAAAAGAAUACAGAGCAAAGCAAACCUACAGCUUUUGUUAAAUUUCGUUCAAAAGAGUCAGUAGACAAAAUUUUAUUAUUACAGGAAGAAGCUAUGCGAAAAGAAAGUACAACAAACUCUAUUCAAAAACGGUUAAAAAUAAAAAUAUCUGAAUCAAGUUUACCCUUAGAAGGAUUAGGAUUUGUUUUAAACGAAAGCCGAUUAAUCUUUACGCGAGCAAUGAAGAAAGAGGAUAUUGCAGAUGUCAAGAAAAAACAAGACAAAAAGGCGAAAAUAGAAAAAAAUGGUAUUUUAGCUGAUAUUGGAUAUUUAGAUACAUCAACAUUGGAACAAAUGGGAACACCCAAAGCGGAUAUAAAACGCCGUUUACAAGCAAAAAAAGAGAAUAAUAUCAAAUUAAAUAAUCCGAAUAGUAUUGUAAAUCCUUUACGUUUAUGUAUAAGGAAUUUACAACCUUACAUUAAAAAGCCGGAAUUAGAAACAAUUAUAAAAAACUAUUUAAAGGAAGAUCCUCAAUGUCAUCCUUAUAUUUUACCAGAAGAAAAAAAAAAUACUGUUUCGAGUAGUUUACUUCGUCGGUGUAUAGAAAAAGCUGUUCAGCAUGUUUCUAUAUGUUAUGAUAAAGACAAGUCAAAAAUUGCUUUGCGCCGUUCUCGAGGAUUCGCGUUUGCGACAUUUUCAAAACAUGAGCUUGCGUUAAAAGUUUUACAUUAUCUUAACAACAAUCCUUCCGUUUUCGGACCAAAACGACGCCCAAUCGUUACCUUUGCUAUUGAGGAUAAACGAGCUUUGAGACAUCAUGAGCUACUAAAAGAGAAAAGAUUAGGUGAGAGUCAAAACAUGGAACGAAAAAGAAAACAUCGAUCAUAUAGUCGAGGUUCAAGACAACGUGAAAAAAAAAGACAAAAGAGAUUACAAGAAAACAUAUGAAUUAAAAAGUAAAAUUGUUUUUUCUGAAAGUGUGCGCUUUCUGGCAUUGAAACACUAUGUAGUGUGCCUAGUGAAGGUUCUGUGACAUAUUAUUAUCCUUUAGCUUAAACGUGUUUUAAAUAACUAAACGGUCACUCAAACUUUUUUUUCUUGAGUAUUAUCUGCAACAGAUAUAUUAAACACAUUCUUUUGAAUUGAACGAUAUUUUUUCAUUGGUUGGCAUAAUUUUCAGUAGAGUGAAUUGCACAUAUUUGUAUUGAAACCGUUGUGUGUCUUUUUUCGCCAUAAACCUUUAGAGAAACACAACUCAUGGAAACUGUGUUAUAAAAUGGUUUUCGAUUCAUCCCCAUCUAAAAGUUUCAUUGAAACACAGAAAAAAUUAAGAAAAAAGAA